ACUACAGGGAAUCACAGUGAAAGGGUAUUCUAAUAACCCUCUUCACCAGUCUUCACCUUAUAUGGCCAUAGUAACCUGAAAUUCUCAAUCAACUCAGAGUAACUGUACUUCCUUACCUGUAGAGUAGAAAAUUUUCCAGUAAUACAGCCUGUACUACAUAGACAAUCGUUUGCAAUCAUACAAUGCCUGCCACUGCACUCGGCACUGGACGCCCUGUCCCAUCUUUCAUAACCGACAAUUUCAACCGUGGCGAGAAGGUCGACAACAAAUCUGGACGCUACUACUGGUCCUGCAAACACUGUCCAGAUGCUGUCCACAUCCAAGGCAGUUCAGAACCAGUUGUGCUUGGUAAACGCAAAAUGGGCCCUUUGAGUGGCUAUAUGGAUUACCCCCUGACAAAGGAGCAGCAUUCUCGCACGAAUGUCAAGCUGUUGCGGUUCAUAAUUGAUGCUAAUAUAGCUUUUUCUGCGGGCGAGAAUGACUACUUGCUUGAGUUUCUUAACGAGAUUUGGCCAUCAUACACGGCACCCUCCCAAUAUGUACUAUCACAUACGCUGAUGGACACUGAAUUAGUGCAUGUCCAACAAGAAGAAAUUGACCAGUGUCAUGCAUGUAAGGAGCUGAUUCAGCACACCAAAAGGCUUAAUUUUAAGGAUGAUUUCGAAAAUUGUGAGAUCACGAAGAAAGUGAAGGCCUACGAGUUGCCUUUGAAAACAAUCAUAUUCUUUUAG
This is a messenger RNA of Suillus subalutaceus, 731 nucleotides long. RefSeq lists its product as uncharacterized. The record is from RefSeq and is a predicted model, not a curated record. The transcript is spliced from 6 exons. NCBI's taxonomy places the organism in Eukaryota, Fungi, Basidiomycota, Agaricomycetes, Boletales, Suillaceae. Bases 183 to 731 code for a protein of 182 amino acids.